UGUGUUAAAUCUUGGGAGUUUGCCUCUUCUGUGCAAAUAGUGGCCUCUUGGCUACACUGGAGCUGAGAUGAGCAGCUGUCAGAGCAAAGCUGAGCUUGGCUGCCUGCUCAGGAAGAUCCAUCCCUGGAGAGGCACUUCAAAGGCCACAGAGAUGCUGUCACUAGUGUGGACUUCAGUAGCACUAAGAAACAAUUGGUCAGUGGCUCAAUGGAUUCAUGCCUGAUGAUCUGGAGUAUGAAGCCUCAGAUGAGAGCCUAUCGCUUUGUGGGCCACAAAGAUGCAGUUUUGUGUGUCCAGUUCUCACCUUCUGGUCACCUUGUGGCUUCAGGCUCUAGAGACAAAACAGUGCGUUUGUGGAUCCCUAGUGUCAAAGGAGAAUCCACUGUGUUCAAGGCUCACACAGGAACUGUGAGAAGUGUUCAUUUCUCCAGCGAUGGCCAGUCCUUAGUUACAGCUUCUGAUGACAAAACAAUCAAAGUGUGGACAGUUCACAGGCAGAAGUUUCUGUUCUCACUGAACCAGCACAUCAACUGGGUUCGCUGUGCCAGAUUCUCUCCUGAUGGACGACUGAUAGCGUCAUCCAGUGAUGACAAAACUGUCAAGCUGUGGGACAAAAACAGCAGAGAAUGCAUUCACUCCUUCUGUGAGCAUGGAGGGUUUGUGAACCACGUGGAUUUCCAUCCCAGCGGAAACUGCAUUGCUGCAGGGUGCACGGACAACACGGUGAAGCUGUGGGAUGUCAGGAUGAACAGGCUGCUUCAGCAUUAUCAAGUGCACACCUCUGUGGUCAACAGUCUUUCCUUUCAUCCCUCUGGAAACUAUCUGGUUACUGCUUCCAGUGAUUCAACUCUUAAGAUUCUGGACUUACUAGAAGGAAGACUUCUCUAUACUCUCCAUGGUCACCAGGGACCAGCUACCUGUGUAGCAUUUUCAAGAGAUGGAGACUUAUUUGCUUCUGGAGGUUCUGAUGAACAGGUGAUGGUGUGGAAGACUAAUUUUGAUGCUGAUUAUGGUGAAGUAGUGAAACCCCAGAAAUAUGGCAGCAGUGUGGAUGGGACUCAUGGCACUGGGCAUUCAGAAAUGGAUUGUGGCAUUCAUCAUAAGAAAACAAAAACUCAGGAUUCUAGUAGGACCCAGGAGCAGCAAGAGCAGGAGACCAGUCUUGCAAAUACCCUGGAGCAUAUUAUAGGACAGCUGGAUGUUCUGACUCAGGUUUCUGCAUCCCCAUGCAUUCCUGCUCUGGACCACAUGAGUUUCUGCUCCAGGACCUUGUCUUUGAUAGACAGAGGCUUUGCUGAGCCCAUGGACUCCUGGUUAUCUGCAGCAUGAGGAUGCUCCCAAGCCAGGUUCAAGAAAGACUGAGCUGGGUCCUGACUCCAAAACAAGCCCACCUUGCCCCGUUUGAGCCAUCACCAGGCAGCAGCUGCUGAUUUGUCAUUUGCCUUCUCAAAACCAUCUCCUGAUAUGGGAACAGUUCAUCACUGCCUGUAACCAGCAGGAACACCAGCAGGAGCACCAGAUCCUGCCAGCAUCUGUUUUGGAUAUCAAGGCAAGUGGGCCUAGGACAGCUUUAUCUGGGGUGAGCAUUACUACUGGUGUUAUACUAGAGCUGCUGCUUGCCUGCAGCAAGUGAGGCCAGGAAAAGCACUCCCAGACAGGCUGACCUUCCCAGGUGUGUUAUAAAUGGAGUAAAAACCCAGGU
Molecule: messenger RNA, 1702 nt
Organism: Oenanthe melanoleuca
Lineage: Eukaryota; Metazoa; Chordata; Aves; Passeriformes; Muscicapidae
Gene: POC1A
Product: POC1 centriolar protein A
Exons: 12
Coding region: 208-1329 (373 amino acids)
Biological process (GO): cilium assembly
Cellular component (GO): centriole; ciliary basal body
Molecular function (GO): protein binding
Source: RefSeq, a predicted model, not a curated record